AAGCCGUAUUCAACUGUAGCUGCGCCGCCAUUUUAACUUCCUGCCUCAAUAGAAGACGAGCCAGUCGCACAGUAUUUGUUCUCGAAACGUUCUGUUAGUUAGCUCAACAUAGGGGUUUUUCGUGUUCAUUGUUCCUCACAGGGAUCAAACUAACUACCUCUAUUAGUUUCUGACAGCGUGUUUAGGUUAGGUUCAGCCGGAGAGUCGCAAUGCCGAGCCACCCGCUGCGUGUAGCGGUUGUGUGCUCGAGCAACCAGAACCGCAGUAUGGAAGCGCACAAUAUCCUCAGCAAACGUGGAUUUGAUGUGCGUUCAUUUGGGACGGGGUCUCACGUGAAGCUACCCGGUCCUGCCCCGGAUAAGCCAAAUGUGUAUGACUUCAAAACGACAUAUGUACAGAUGUACAACGACUUGGUCCGCAAGGACAAGGAACUAUACACACAGAAUGGCAUCUUGCACAUGCUGGACCGCAACAAGCGCAUCAAAUCAAAGCCUGAGCGUUUCCAAAGCUGCAAGGAUAAGUUUGACCUGGUCAUCACCUGUGAAGAGAGAGUCUAUGACCAAGUGCUGGAGGACUUGAAUUCAAGAGAGCAGGAAACUCUACAGCCUGUGCACGUCAUCAAUGUAGAUAUUCAGGAUAACCAUGAGGAAGCCACGCUGGGCGCCUUCCUCAUCUGUGAGCUGUGUCAGUGUAUCCAGCACACUGACGACAUGGAGAAUGAAAUCGAUGAGCUCCUACAAGAGUUCGAGGAGAAGAGCAACAGGCCUUUUCUCCACACUGUCUGUUUCUACUGAUACACAAUUUAAAAUUUGCAAUAAAUACAGACCCAGAUCACAAGCAAUCAAAUAAUAGGUUAUGUACAACACAGUACAUACACAUUGUGUGCCUACACAGUCACACAUACACACACAUGCACACAGCUUUGGGUCAGGGCCUAACAAAAUGGCUGCUGCUGGAUAUAUUGGUGAUGAUGGGUUUCUCCUCUAUGCAGAGGUAGCUCGCUGCUCUCGCUCUGCCUUUAUUUCUCCAGAUCAAGGUCAGGCCAAGGUCCUCCCUGCAUCCCAGACCAGUGAAAACACUCAACCAUGUCUCCUCAGGGAGAACCAUAACACCUACACCCACAACUGGAUGACUCCUUACAAGUUGUUAAGUACAUCAUAUGGAUGCAGAUUUUUUUCCCCCCUCCAGAUUAUAUAUAAUUGUGAUUCAUUUCAGCAUAUUUGUCAGAUUUUUAUUCCUGAUCUGGGACAGUGUACAUGUGGAGGAGCAUUAAUUGAUUUGAAUGCGUGUUUCUGUUCGACAGUGUGUUGUAUAUUAAGAUUAAGUUGAAGUGGGUGGGAUAGUAAUGAAUAACCAAACCUAGACCUCUCUGAGGAUCUCCUCCAAUCUGUUUCCAGUAUGUGUUGAUUCAUAUUUAAACUUGGAUAUGCUAUUUUUCAGGGCAUAGUAUUUUUUUCUUUUGUAAAUGUACAAGAAUUGAAGCGUUGUAAUUAUUUGCAAACUGCGAGCUCUGCUCAGAGUGCCUGAUUUUUCUGUAUGUACAUAUGAAUCCAGUAAAGAAAAACAUCUCUAAGAAACA
Acanthopagrus latus (yellowfin seabream) is the source of this 1579-nucleotide messenger RNA. It is a transcript of the gene ssu72, whose product is annotated as SSU72 homolog, RNA polymerase II CTD phosphatase. Gene Ontology annotation, molecular function: RNA polymerase II CTD heptapeptide repeat phosphatase activity. NCBI's taxonomy places the organism in Eukaryota, Metazoa, Chordata, Actinopteri, Spariformes, Sparidae. The record is from RefSeq and is a predicted model, not a curated record. Gene Ontology annotation, cellular component: nucleus; mRNA cleavage and polyadenylation specificity factor complex. Gene Ontology annotation, biological process: termination of RNA polymerase II transcription. The transcript is spliced from 5 exons. The coding region runs from base 210 to 794 and encodes 194 amino acids.